AUGCCGCCCCGCCGCAAGUUUAACAAGGACAACUCGACGACCUUCAAUGUCGUCCAUCGCGCCCAGAACGAUCCUCUUAUCCACGACUCCGACGCCAAUCAAUUUGUGUUGGCGGAAAAGGCGGCCCCACGAAGAGCAAACGGCGACGAGUACGACAAUGUCUACGCUUCGGGAUCCCAAUACUCGGGAGCCUCGUAUCGUAGCUACAAGGUCAAGCAACGAGAAGACCUCGAGUCAGAGUUUGGAGGAUCGGUGCGAGAGAACGAGGGUGAAGCGGCGCAACACGGCGUCUUCUACGACGACACUAGUUAUGAUUACAUGCAGCACAUGAAGGAUUUGGGAACGGGAGAGGGAGCAUCAACAUUCGUGCCGGCCAAUACUCCAAGUAACAAGGAUCGCAAGGGAAAGCAGAGUCUGGUGGAUGCUUUGCGGAAUUCCACCUACAACGACGACAUGCGCAGUGUGGGUCAGUCAAGUACCACAGAAUCCAUCGCCCGCUCACUGUUCCCGGAGGAAGUAUUGCCCAGUGAAUUUGUGACAAAACGUUCCUACCAGGACCAGCAGGAUAUUCCCGAUGAAAUCGCCGGCUUCCAACCUGACAUGGAUCCGCGGCUGAGGGAAGUGCUGGAAGCGUUGGAGGACGAGGAAUAUGUGGACGAUGAAGAGGACAUCUUCGCAGAACUCACAAAGGAAGGCUACGAAGUCGAUCGAGAUGAGUGGGACCUCUAUGGCGAACAACACACGUUUGAAGACGAAGAAGAAGACGCAGGCUGGGAAUCCGACGAUACAAUCCGAGCCGCAACUCCCACAUCGUCUUCUCCACCACCCGAUCUCUCGGCUUUGAACCUCACAGACGCCCCUCCCCCCUCAGAUCCUCUCGCUGUCCCUCCCGCAGACCCAACCCACGGAGCAUGGCUCGAAGAGUUUGAGAAAUUCAAAGCCGCCGACAAGAAAUCCUCCUCCCAACCCAAACUUCUUGCCAACGGUCGGCCCGCACCUUCAGCGUUGGAGUCCUCAAUUCUCUCCUCCCUUGCUUCCGGAAGAAGAAAGAAGCGAAAGGGCGCUCAAACAAGCACGACAAACUACUCCAUGACCUCCUCCGCCCUAGCCCGCACAGCCCCAUUAACCCUCCUAGACGACCGUUUCGACAAAAUAGAAAACGCCUACUCCCUCGCUGAAUUCCCCGAAGAAGAAGAGGACGCUUACAACGAUUCUCAAUCUCUCGCUUCAGGGAUGACAGGUGCUUCGCGAGUUAGUAAAGCAUACUCUACUCAGAGUGGGCUAUCGGGAGUUAGCGGCGUGAGCAGUUAUUCCCGAGCGGAAGACGACGAAGCGCCGAAUCUCGUGAGGAGUGAUUUCGAUGGGAUCAUGGAUGACUUCCUGGGUAGUCAUAAUAAGGCUGGGAAAUUCGGGAAGAGGAUUCGAAAGGGCAAGACGCUGACGGGAAUGCAGCAAUUGGAUGAGAUCAGAGGGCAGCUUGGACCCGCGAGGAGAGAGGGGAGGGUCGUUCAUGGUGAGGCCAGAUAG
Messenger RNA from Ramularia collo-cygni, 1527 nucleotides. Its product is annotated as related to low-temperature viability protein LTV1. Lineage: Eukaryota; Fungi; Ascomycota; Dothideomycetes; Mycosphaerellales; Mycosphaerellaceae. Gene Ontology annotation, cellular component: nucleus; preribosome, small subunit precursor; cytosol. The record is from RefSeq and is a predicted model, not a curated record. The transcript has a single exon. The coding region runs from base 1 to 1527 and encodes 508 amino acids. Gene Ontology annotation, biological process: ribosomal small subunit biogenesis; ribosomal small subunit export from nucleus.